GCCAGCCACCAGAUCUCAAGCGUUGAUUCAAUCGUUUAAAAUCCUUUCAUCAGGCCCUAAAGGGAUUUCUGUCUCCUCUGCUUUGUUCUUUGCAGCACAUUCAUGCGCUUUAUGUCUUGUUCUGUUUGUUGAGACGCUUCUACAACAGAUCCCCAACAAACUUAUACAGUUGGACCGAAUGUAGCAUUCCAACUGUCGCGACCUCAAUUUAACCGAAAAUCAGCCUAUCAAUUCGUCAUGCAACUCGAUUUACCCCCCUGGAGCGGGAAGUACAUCGACUAUCACAAAUUGAAGGUUCUCUUGAAAGAACAUGAUGUCACCGAAGACGCAAGUGACUCGGAAGAGUCUCCAUGGACAGAGCAGGACGAGGAAGCCUUCGUUCAGGAACUGAUCAAUGUGCAGCUUGACAAGGUCAAUGCUUUCCAGGUUGAGACAUCUCAGCAGCUGAAAGAGCGUACGUCUGCCUGUGAGAGCAGGUUACUGCCAUUGGCACCCAAUGCGGAUCAGGAGACCGCCACCGUGGACGAGAAGGAGAGGGAGUCUAUCGCUACCGAAGUUCUUCAGGAAUUGGACCAGAUUGCCAAAGAAGUUAGCGAGCUCCAGAAGUACAGUCGCAUCAAUUUCACCGGUUUCCUCAAAGCUGCCAAGAAGCAUGACCGCAAGCGCGGUGCACGAUACCGCGUACGGCCGCUGCUGCAAGUACGUUUAUCGCAGCUCCCUUUCAACAGCGAGGACUAUUCGCCUCUGGUUCAUCGGAUAUCAGUGAUGUAUUCCUUUGUGCGCCAGAUCCUGAGUGAGGGUGCUGUCGAAGCUAAAGAUGCCGGGGAGCCCCGUUUUGGCCAGGAUGCGUACUCAUCGUACAAAUUCUGGGUCCAUGAGGACAACAUCCUGGAAGUCAAGACUUACAUUCUUCGCCGAUUGCCUGUGCUCAUUUACAACCCCAAGUCGUCGAGAGACUUUGAGUCGCUUCCUGAGGACCCCACAAUUACAUCUUUGUACUUCGACAGCCCCCAGUUCGACCUCUACAAUCAGAAAGUAGCCAAAGCCCCCGAAGCCGGUUCGCUCAGACUUCGGUGGACCGGGAAUCUCAAGGACACGCCCGCCAUUUUCCUGGAGAAGAAGAUCGUGACCCGUGAUGACUAUAGCAAAGAGGUGAAAGUGCAGCUUAAGGAGAAGCAUGUGCAGGAGUUCCUUGAGGGCAAAUAUACGUUCGAGAAGCAGCUGCAUCGAAUGGAAGGUUUGAAUAACGGCGAAUCAGCGGAGGCGGAGUCGCUCAAAAAGGAUGUUGAGGAGCUGCAGUCAUUCAUCAAGGAGAACAACCUACAGCCCAUGCUUCGGGCCAAUUACACCCGCACUGCAUUCCAAAUUCCCGGUGAUGAUCGCAUUCGAAUUUCACUCGACACCAACCUUGCGCUCAUCAGGGAAGACGCGCUGGACGAAGAACGUCCGUGUCGGGACCCGACCGAUUGGCAUCGGAGGGAUAUCGACGAUAGCGGAAUGCAGUACCCCUUCGAAGGCAUCAGAACCGGCGAGGUCAAUCGGUUCCCACACGCUUUGCUGGAGAUUAAACUGCGGGGCAGCGCACAUCAUGUCGAGUGGGUCAACGAGCUCAUGGUCUCCCAUCUUGUCAAGGAGGCGCCGCGCUUCUCGAAAUUCGUCCAUGGUGUCGCUCAGCUAUUUGAGGACCAUGUCAAUAGCUUCCCCUUCUGGUUGAGCGAACUGGAGAAUGACAUCCGACGCGAUCCCGAAACAGCGUUUCAAGAAGAACAGGAACGGCUUGCAAAGCGUGCCGAGGAUGAUAUGGUCGUCGGAAGCUUCCUGGGCAACCGAGCAAGUCCUACCGUGCGCCCACUGGUUGGAUCCCCGGUUACCAUGUUCUCGGACCUGGGCUCCCCAGCGCGGACAAGACAGCCCUCGCAACCUGUACCACGGCCGAGCAGGCCUACCAUACAGGAAGGAGAAGGCCGCACAUUGCCCGAGCCUAUAACGUCGUCCCGCUUGGCCGCACUCUUCCCGUCUUUCCCCAUCUCGCGAUCCAGCCGCACGCAUCGACAGUCGGUUGUCCUGCCACCUGGCGUGCGUGAACCUGUCACCUGGAUCAAGGAUUCGGGCCCUGUCCGGGUGGAGAGCAAGUGGUUGCACGUCAGUAUCCUGCUUUCUUCUCUGUCUCUCGGUUUGUACAAUGCUGCGGGCAAACACAACGAUAUUGCUCGCGCCUUGUCCAUUGUCUACACUUUUUUCGCCUUGUUCGCCGCCGCUUGGGGAUGGUACAUGUAUGAAAAGCGCGGACGUGAUCUGGACAACACAUUUGGUCCUAUCGUCGUGUGUAUUGGUCUGGCGAUUGCCUUGGUGCUGAAUUUCGCCUUCAAGUAUUCGGCUACUAUGAAGAGGAUCAGGGAGCAGCAGCCCGGCGUUGACACACCCCCUAUGUUCAAUGUUUCAUUUACUCCAGUGGAACAUCCGGACACCUGGCGCUUGGUCAACCAGGGUGGACAAGGAAUGUAAAUGCACGUCUUUACAAUGCUUGACGCGAGUAUGACUGUGAUAGCCUGUAUUGAGUCGCUGUACAUCCAAAAGUAACUGAUACGAAUAUAUGUACGCAUGGUUCAUAUGCA
Messenger RNA from Aspergillus novofumigatus IBT 16806, 2615 nucleotides. Its product is annotated as SPX domain protein. Bases 238 to 2505 code for a protein of 755 amino acids. The transcript has 6 exons. The record is from RefSeq and is a predicted model, not a curated record. Gene Ontology annotation, cellular component: vacuolar transporter chaperone complex; fungal-type vacuole membrane. Lineage: Eukaryota; Fungi; Ascomycota; Eurotiomycetes; Eurotiales; Aspergillaceae.